Molecule: messenger RNA, 240 nt
Organism: Verruconis gallopava
Lineage: Eukaryota; Fungi; Ascomycota; Dothideomycetes; Venturiales; Sympoventuriaceae
Exons: 2
Coding region: 1-240 (79 amino acids)
Biological process (GO): mitochondrial respiratory chain complex II assembly
Cellular component (GO): mitochondrion
Source: RefSeq, a predicted model, not a curated record
AUGGCCAGGCUCUCCGGGGUCCAGCGAGAUGUGCUGUCGCUGUAUCGGAAAUGCUUGAGAGCGGCAAACAAGAAGCCCGCGGAAACCAGGAUGAAUUUCAUCAACUUCACCAAGGAAGAGUUCCGCAAGAACCGCAAUCUCGACCGAAAAGACUUCGGGACGAUCGAGUUCCUGAUUCGCAAAGGUCAUCGGCAGCUGGCCAUAUACGAGGAUCCAGGAAUCAAAAACAUACGCAGGUGA